UGUGACGUCUCUGGCACACUGUUUUGGCGGCUAUCGUCGUUAUCGGCGAUAAGCAAGGAAUUCUCUCCUCGCGGCCACAGCGGCCACAGCGGCCCGUGCGGCAUAAGUGCGCCGACCGUCCCCACCGCCUCUUCGGCUGAAAAGCGAAGACAGUCUUGUUGGGACGUCAGCGCAGCCAGCCGCGCCGCCAGCAUGUCGGUGACCCUCCGCAUCCACUUCGACCGGCCGAACGCCGUGUACUUCCCCGGGGAGUUGGUGACGGGCCGAGUCUUCCUGAACGUGAGCAGGCCCAAGAAAGUCAGAGCGUUCAGCAUCCAACUGCGAGGCUUGGCGGACGUCAAGUGGACCGAGUCCAAGUCCAAGUCUAACAGUCACGGCUCCUCCAGCAGCGAGACGGAGACGUACAGCGCGACAGAGACAUAUUUCGACAACAAAGUCUACUUCCUGGGCGGCGCAACAGGCGAGGUGGAAAUCUCCCCCGGGGACCACGUCUACAACUUCGAGUGCAUGCUGCCCCGAGUAGUGCCGUCUUCUUUCGAGGGAGUACACGGCAGCAUCCGCUACACCGCUACGGCCGCCAUGCACCGGCCAUGGAAGUUCGACCACACCGCCAAGGCCGCCUUCACUGUCAUCUCGCACCUGGACCUCAACAACCGGCCGCAGGCCAGGGAGCCCGUGUCAGCCAGCGCGACCAAGCACUUCUGCUGCUGCUUUUGCAAGUCCGGCCCGCUCAGCGUCGACGUGCACCUGCCGACCGGCGGCUACGUCCCUGGCCAGGUCAUCCUGGGGCAGAUCCAGGUGGACAACGCCAGCAGCACGCGCGUGCAGCGCGUCCUCUGCGCCCUGGUGAAGCGGGUCACGUACUACGCGUCGGGCAGCACCAACAAGUCCAACGUCACGGUGGCGGCCACCAUGUUCGACGGCGCCGUGGAGACGCACGACAGCAAGGUCAUCUCGCUGGUGAUGCCCGUGCCCGCCGUGCCGCCGUCCAACCUGGAGCACUGCAAGAUCAUCGACCUGCAGUACGCCCUGACGGUGACAGCUGAAGUCCCCGGCAUCCGCUUCAACCUGCACUGUGUCGCGCCCAUCCUGGUGGGCACCAUUCCCGUGUUCGUCGAGGACGGCUGGAAUAGGGCCAACACGUCAGGGCCGGCCCUGGCCUCCGCCAGCGCCCCGCCAAUGUACAGCCAGUCAGACUUCCCACCGCCGUCCUACGAGGAGAGCGUCUUGAAGGGGAACAACAUCAUUGAUCCGACGGACAAGUACACGAUGGGGAAGGCGGACUUCACGCCGCGGUACCCCGUGUGGGCCUUCAGCAACCCGUCCUUCGAGCGUUAGUCGUUGACUUCUCGUCCACCCGUCCACCCGAGGCCAACAGCAUCACAAAUUACAUCAAAUUGAAUUUUUUUCUAGAAUUUUAA
Thrips palmi is the source of this 1421-nucleotide messenger RNA. RefSeq names its product arrestin domain-containing protein 3-like. The record is from RefSeq and is a predicted model, not a curated record. The transcript has 7 exons. The coding region runs from base 193 to 1338 and encodes 381 amino acids. NCBI's taxonomy places the organism in Eukaryota, Metazoa, Arthropoda, Insecta, Thysanoptera, Thripidae. Gene Ontology annotation, cellular component: cytoplasm. Gene Ontology annotation, biological process: protein transport.